This is a messenger RNA of Scomber japonicus (chub mackerel), 1195 nucleotides long. Its product is annotated as aquaporin-4-like. Bases 35 to 916 code for a protein of 293 amino acids. Gene Ontology annotation, biological process: transmembrane transport. The transcript is spliced from 4 exons. The record is from RefSeq and is a predicted model, not a curated record. Lineage: Eukaryota; Metazoa; Chordata; Actinopteri; Scombriformes; Scombridae. Gene Ontology annotation, molecular function: water channel activity. Gene Ontology annotation, cellular component: basolateral plasma membrane; plasma membrane.
GAGGUUUCUGUCCUGGUGUAACUGUCAGAACAUAAUGGCGGCAUUUAAAGGGAUCUGGACCAAGGGCUUCUGGAGGGCUGUAUCUGGAGAAUACCUGGCCACUCUCAUCUUUGUUCUUCUCAGUCUGGGCUCCACCAUCAACUGGGCUGCAGAGGACGAGAAGCCUCCCCCAGCUGACCUAGUCCUUAUCUCCCUUUGCUUUGGCCUGAGCAUUGCCACAAUGGUGCAGUGUUUUGGACACAUCAGUGGUGGACACAUUAACCCUGCUGUCACUGUAGCUAUGGUUGUAACUAGAAAAUUAAGCCUGGCUAAGGCAAUGUUCUAUGUGUUGGCUCAGUGCCUGGGAGCUAUUACAGGAGCUGGGAUCCUCUACCUAGUAACGCCUGCUGCUGUAAGAGGGUCACUUGGUGUGACCAUGGUGAACUCCAACAUAACAGUAGGACAUGCCCUCCUUGUGGAGCUGCUUAUAACAUUUGAACUGGUCUUCACUGUGUUUGCCACCUGUGAUCCCAAACGAACAGACCUAGGUGGCUCUGCUGGCCUGGCCAUCGGAUUUGCUGUAGCCAUUGGCCAUUUAUUUGCGAUUCCUUAUACAGGAGCCAGCAUGAAUCCUGCUCGUUCCUUUGGGCCUGCAAUGGUCACACUUAACUUUGAGGAUCACUGGGUGUACUGGAUUGGACCCAUUCUGGGGGGAAUCCUUGCUGCUGGUCUGUAUGAGUACCUGUAUUGCCCUGACCCUCAGUUAAAGAAGAGGCUAAGCCAGGUCUUUCAUAAGGAUGCAUCAGGGAAAUACAAGGAGGUGGAGUCAGAGGACAUCGCCAUCAAGCCAGGUUCCAUCCACACUAUCGAUCUUGAGAAACCAGAGAAAAAAGAUCCUUUCCAGGAACAGACAGGAGAAGUGCUGUCCUCUGUAUGACUAUCACGUGCACUGGAAAUGGAGACCAAUCUGUAGAGCAGAAUGACAGUAAAACUGUGGAGUAUCCAUCUUGAGCCUGUCCCCCUUCAAAUACUUCAUCCUCAAAGCAGAAUAUGAUUUCUGUCCACAAGGCUUUACAGCAGGGCUGAAUUACUCUCAUAGUCAUAAAACUAAUAUGGCAUUGUGGCAAUAUCCACAGCCUAUCAAUACUUUUCCUAAGGCUCUGAAUGAUUUUACAGCAGUGUUGACAUGCGGCACACAUUGCACACUGCACACUGC